AUGGACAGGUUGCUGCUGCUGCUGCCCCUGCUACGGGAGGGGUCCCUGCAGCAGGAUCCGUGGUACCAGCUGCAAGUGCAGGAAUCGGUGACAGUGCAGGAGGGUUUGUGUGUCCUUGUGCCCUGCACCGUCUCCUAUCCCUCGCUUGGUCAGACCGACUCUACACCCAUUUAUGGUGAAUGGUUCCAGAAAGGGGAUAGACCAUCCCAAAUGCACCUUCCCAUGGCCACAAACAACCCAGGCAGGGGAGUAAAAAAGAAGAGAAAAAUCCCAUUCCACCUGCUCGGGGACCCUGGGGCGAACAACUGCUCCCUGGGCAUCACAGACACCCGGAAGGGGGACAGUGGAAACUAUUAUUUUCAGCUGAUGAGAGGUGGUGUGAAACAUAGUUACAAAAAUAACCUGCUCAUUGUGAACGUGACAGCGCUGACACGGACCCCCGAUAUCUACAUCAAGGAGCCCCUGGAGUCCGGCUCUAGCAGCCACGUGACGUGCUCCGUGCCAGGGGCCUGUGACCAGGCCACGCCGCCCACCAUCUCCUGGACCGGGGCUGCCCUCUGCCCCCCGGGACUGGACUCGAAGGGGGCCUAUAACUCCUCGGAGAUCGUGCUCACCCCCGGCCCGCAGGACCACGGCACCAACCUCACCUGCCGGGUGACCUUCCGCAGGGCUGGCGUGAGCACGGAGAGGACCGUCAUGCUCAACGUGUCCUACGCCCCCCAGAACCUGACCAUCAGCAUCUCCCGAGGAAAUGGCACAGAGGUCGGGGAAUGA
Lipotes vexillifer (Yangtze River dolphin) is the source of this 774-nucleotide messenger RNA. RefSeq names its product sialic acid-binding Ig-like lectin 14. Lineage: Eukaryota; Metazoa; Chordata; Mammalia; Artiodactyla; Lipotidae. The coding region runs from base 1 to 774 and encodes 257 amino acids. The transcript is spliced from 5 exons. Gene Ontology annotation, biological process: cell adhesion. The record is from RefSeq and is a predicted model, not a curated record. Gene Ontology annotation, cellular component: plasma membrane. Gene Ontology annotation, molecular function: sialic acid binding.